UCUUAAUUCGUCGUCACACCGCGGACGCAACAGUCAGUAAGUUAGUGGACGCGAAACGGUGGCGCCGACGCGUUUCGAUUGUUGUUGAAUUUCGUAAAUUUUUUUUCUCGAUUUCUGGUCGAUCAUAGGCCAUUGCACUUCUCUCGGUUCGGAACGUUGGCAAUUCUUCGUGGGGCGGUCAAUUUAGAGAACGUCUCUUGUUUACAAUAGCUAGUGUAUCAAACAAAUGUGUCGUGUUGUGUUUGUCCGGUUAACUGUUAUCAGUGACUGGUUUCGAAUGCUGAUUUGAUAAGAGUGUUAAGUGUAGAUGUUAGGGCAAAUUAACGUUUAAAGCGGCGCUGGGUGGGUUUUUGCGGUAGUUUAUGAUUCAGUGACUAGAUCGUACUCAAUCUGGUUGACAGCUUGGAGUUCAUAACAUCGCAAAGUAGGGCUCCAAUUAUGCAACAUAAGGCAGAAACUGCGAAAUAAGUUAUGUAAACUUAUGUGCACUACAGCUAGAUGUACGUGUAUAGCAUACCAGAGAGGCCAAGUGCUAGUGAUAAGAAGACCUAGUUUAAGGAUACUUAUUAGAUAGUUAGUGAAGCUAGUCAGAAAAUUGAAAAAAGAGAAGAACUAGAAGAGCAAACAACUGUGAUAAGGUCUGAAAUCUUAAAGUGUACCACAAAAAGUAAAAUGUUCCCAGCUAAACCAGUGCAUAGAGCAUUGGACCAAGCGUUCCUCACACUAACUGCUCUGGUGCACGUGCUGCACGGUGCCGUUGUCAUACAAAAGUAUCCACACGUCGUUGACAACCGGCUCCAGGCGGACCUCGUACCACCAAGCUGUCCAAGCGAAAUCUACUGCCAUGGCAAGCUGCUCGAUACGGUGCAGAUGAUGGGCAUCUAUCAGGACUCGAAGACCUUCGUCGACAUGAAGAUGCGGAAAUCUCCCAACGAAACGUUGGCCUCGUUCAACGACUUCAUGGAUGAGAAGAAAAACGAACCCAGUAAGCAGGACCUCCAGACGUGGGUGGAACUGAUGUUCGAUAAACCGGGAGCAGAAUUUGAAGAAUGGAUUCCGGACGAUUGGCUGGAAAACCCGGCUUUUCUGCAGCGUAUCAAGGAUACGGAACUGCGCGAUUUUGCCAAAAAUUUGAACAGUAUAUGGCACCAGCUGGGUCGAAAAAUGAUCGCCGAUGUUGGGAUUAACCCAGAACAGUACUCAAUCAUUUCUGUUGAUCAUCCAGUGAUUGUUCCUGGAGGACGAUUCCGAGAAUUCUACUACUGGGACUCGUAUUGGAUUGUGAAAGGACUUCUGCUAUCAGAAAUGACCAAGACGACCCGAGGUAUGUUGGAAAAUUUCCUGUCUAUCAUCCAAAGGUAUGGCUUUAUUCCCAACGGAGGCCGUAUCUACUACAGUAUGCGUUCGCAGCCGCCUCUUUUGUGUGGUAUGGUCAAAUCGUACGUUGAUGCAACCAAAGACAUAAAAUUUGCCGAAGAUUCUGUCGAAACCUUGGAACGUGAAUUCGAAUUCUUUAUGAAUAACUACAUUGUUGAAGUUAACGGCUAUCACCUAGCAGCUUAUGGAUACAAGUCUAGUGGACCCCGACCGGAAUCUUACCGAGAGGAUGUGAUUAGCGCACAGGUAUUCGAAAAGGAAGAUGACAAACAGGAUUUCUACUGUGAACUGAAAGCAGCCGCUGAGAGCGGAAUGGACUUUAGCAGUCGAUGGUUUAUUAAGGAAGGCACAAAUGGAGGAAAUCUUACCGAUCUGAAAUGCCGAUCGAUUAUCGCAGUUGAACUGAAUGCGAUUCUCUACUGGAAUUCUUUGAUCAUUUCGGAAUUCUACACACUAAAGAAUGAUCUCCGAAAGGCUAACUUGUACGAAGCGAAAGCGGAUGAUAUCAAAAAAGCUAUUGAUGCAGUAUUAUGGAACGAAGAGGAGGGCAUCUGGUUGGAUUACGAUUUGAUAAACAAAAAGCACCGACAUUACUUUACACCUACGAAUCUUUCUCCACUGUGGACGGGAUGUUACGACAAGUCAGACACGAGCUUGCCGAAAAAGGUUCUAGCGUACAUCGAGAAGCUCAAACUGGACAAUUACCCGGGUGGUGUUCCGAACACCUUAUCUCAUACGAAUGAACAGUGGGACUAUCCCAACGUGUGGCCUCCUAUGCAGCACAUGAUGAUCAUCGGUCUGGAUGGCAUGGACAGCCAGGAAACGAAGGAGCUAGCCUUCAAGUGGGCACAGCGAUGGGUGCGAAGCAACUACAUCGCAUUCAAUGAAACAAAGGCCAUGUUUGAAAAGUACAAUGCAGAGGAGUUGGGAGGUCAUGGAGGUGGAGGAGAAUACGAAGUACAAACCGGUUUCGGUUGGUCUAACGGUGCCGUGAUGGAUUUGCUGAACAAAUAUGGCGACCGGAUAACAACAGACGACAGCGAAAACAACGCAGGUGCCCUGGUGUCAUUUUCGGUGAACACAGGUAUCAUAGCAACGAUCGUGGCCCUCAUUGUUGGCAUAGUAGGCAGUAUAUUCCGUCGAUUUUUCGGGCGAUGAACCAUCCGUCUUCUUGCGUACCUGUUAUUUUUUAUAAGACAAAAAAUAAACCAAAAAAAUCGCUUCUAUAA
Molecule: messenger RNA, 2606 nt
Organism: Malaya genurostris
Lineage: Eukaryota; Metazoa; Arthropoda; Insecta; Diptera; Culicidae
Product: trehalase
Exons: 8
Coding region: 673-2535 (620 amino acids)
Biological process (GO): trehalose catabolic process
Molecular function (GO): alpha,alpha-trehalase activity
Source: RefSeq, a predicted model, not a curated record